AUGAAGAGUAUUCUAAAGGAGAAGAAUAUGAAGCACCAAUUCGCUCGGGUGAAUAUUGAGACCGCUGCCCAAAGCCACUCCGUCGGGGCCGUGCGCUGGACACUCCAAGAGGAAGACUUGCAGGGCCACAGCUCUGCCCCCAGCCAGAUUGGCAGCUCCACAACCAAAUCAAAAGACCUGAAAGACAUGCGCACCCUGCAGGAGUGUGUCAGGUUCAUCCACCAGUGGAAGGAAGAGGUGGACCGGGUCUGCAAGCACGGCAGUGAUGCAAGGGCGGGCAGCAAGAAGGCACAGAAAUCUGACCCCCGGACAGAGCGCAGUAAGGAGGAGUGCCACAGACUUAUCCUGCAGUGGGCGGAGGAGCUCAACAGUGUGGACGUGCUGUUCAAUCAGAGCCCGUGGAGACAUGAGAAAGAUGCAGAGGAGGAACAGGAGAACAAAGACAAAGACACGGACCCCAAUGAGCUGGUGAAGCAGAGGAACAUGGAGUGGGCCAAAGAGCUACAGAGCAUGUCAGAGAAUUGUGGCGUGCCACGGGAGGACCUCACUCAGAUGCUGCGUCAGCUGGAGGUGAGGAAGAGGGGGCUGGUGAGCCUUCUUCCCUUCUUGGAGUUCAUCACCUGGUCUCUGCUGAAGGAGGGCAGUAAGGGUGUUGUCCCCCAGCUGUGGCUGUUAGCUAAACAGCGCAGCUGGAAAGUAGGAAUGCAAAAAUACAUACCAAAUUCAGUCUGGAGCUGGAUCUGCAGUGCAUCAGCUGACGUAACUUUAGACCCCAUGACAAACCACCCCUGGCUGCUGCUGUCUGACGACCGUAAAAAGGUGCAGGAAUCUCUGUCCGAAAUGGAGGUGACCCAGAGCAAGCAGCGCUUCGACGGCUGGCCGUGCGUGCUGGGCUGGGAGGGCUUCUCCAGCGGCCGACACUACUGGGAGGUGAACUUGGCCAACAACGGCUACUGGAGGCUGGGGGUGACCACCGCUUCCUCCAGGAGACACGGCCGCUUCCCCAUGACACCCAGCGAGGGCUAUUGGACCUUGUGGCGCAGCACCCGGCAGUUCUAUGCCUGCACCAAGCCUGAAACACAACUCCCAGUGCACCAGGUUCCGCGGAAGGUAGGCGUCUACCUGGAUUAUGAGGAGGGCCAGAUCUCCUUCUAUAAUGUGGAAACCAAGACUCACAUCUACACCUACUCCGACACCUUCCGUGACAAGCUCUACCCUCUCUUCGCUCCGCUUGAUGGACGCACUCUCAUCACGGUCUCUUCUCCGAACUCUGACCCAGAAUUCUAA
This is a messenger RNA of Megalops cyprinoides (Indo-Pacific tarpon), 1287 nucleotides long. Its product is annotated as E3 ubiquitin-protein ligase TRIM39-like. The record is from RefSeq and is a predicted model, not a curated record. Gene Ontology annotation, molecular function: protein binding. Bases 1 to 1287 code for a protein of 428 amino acids. The transcript is spliced from 10 exons. NCBI's taxonomy places the organism in Eukaryota, Metazoa, Chordata, Actinopteri, Elopiformes, Megalopidae.